Molecule: messenger RNA, 819 nt
Organism: Lottia gigantea (owl limpet)
Lineage: Eukaryota; Metazoa; Mollusca; Gastropoda; Lottiidae
Exons: 7
Coding region: 1-819 (272 amino acids)
Molecular function (GO): ADP-ribose diphosphatase activity
Source: RefSeq, a predicted model, not a curated record
AUGUCGAAGUCUAUACACCAGAAAGCACGGACUUCCCCGUACCCGAGAACUAAAGAUAUCAUUAGGACAAAGGUUGCUGAUGAUAAUGUUCCAUGGAAAGUUGAAUAUGAUUAUAAACCUGUAAAAUACACAUCAGAAUCUGUUUUAAAAGGUCCUGUAUGGGCAGAUCCUGAUAUUAAACCGGGUGAUAAACACAAUAUACAAUUUAAUACUGUUGAUAAUAAUGUAAAUAGAACAAGUUUUAUUUGUAAAUAUGAAGUUGUUAAUUCACUGCCAAGAAAUCCAAUGGGUAGAACUGGUCUUACUGGUAGAGGUAGUUUAGGAAGAUGGGGACCUAAUCAUGCUGCUGAUCCAAUAGUCACAAGAUGGAAAAAUAAAGACAAGAAGAUUUUACAGUUUGUGGCUGUACAAAGAAAAGAUAAUGGUGAAUGGGCUAUUCCAGGGGGAAUGGUAGAUGCAGGAGAGGUUGUAUCUCAAACUUUACGUCGAGAAUUUGGAGAAGAAGCUCUGAACACACUUGAAGCUGAUUCCUCUGAGAAGAAACAUAUAGAACAAUCUUUAGAUAGACUAUUUCACAGUGGGACAGAGAUAUUUAAAGGGUAUGUUGAUGAUCCUAGAAAUACAGAUAAUGCAUGGAUGGAAACUGUAGCUAUGAACUUUCAUGAUGAAUUGGGUGAUAGUGCUGGUCUUUUUGAAUUAAAUGCUGGUGAUGAUGCCAUGAGUGUACAGUGGAUGGAUAUUACUAACAAAUCCAAACUCUAUGCUAGCCAUGAACAUUUUAUUCAAUCUGUAGCCCAACUUCAUAAAGCUGAAUGGUAA